AUGCAGUCCCUCGCGCAGUUACUCUUAGUCUUCGGACUCCUAGCGCUAGCUUCUUCGUCUCCGACGGGGAUCCAAAAACGAGGCGUGUACAAGGUUGAACGAGUAGCGAACCCGAACUUCACCGGCCGCAAUGGCCCUCGAGCUCUGCUGAAGACGCUGAAAAAGUACCGGAUGCCCAUACCGGCUUCCGUCGCAGCCGCAGCUCAGAAGGAUGAGAUGAUCACGAAGAGACAGAACAUGAAGAAGGGAAAGGGUCGCAAGGGCAAGGGUAAAGGAGCCGGCGCGGCUGGUGCUGCUGCUGGUGCCGCUGCUGGUGCCACCGCCGCCGCCGCCGCUACUGGGUCGGCUCCUAACGGCACCGGCCUCGUUACAAACACUCCUGAGGCCAACGAUGUCGAGUAUCUGUCUCCCGUUAACAUUGGUGGACAGACCUUGAACCUCGACUUCGAUUCUGGCUCGUCUGAUCUAUGGGUUUUCAACACGCAGCUUAGCGCCGCCGCCACGCAGGGUCACACAGUCUUCGACCCAACUAAGUCCAAUACGUUUGCUCUCAUGCAAGGUGCUUCUUUUGAAAUCUCUUACGGUGAUGGCUCGGGAGCUGCGGGCAACGUCGGUACCGACACCGUCAACAUUGGCGGUGCUACCGUUACCAACCAAGCUGUCGAGUUGGCAACUGCUGUCUCUUCAUCCUUCGUCCAAGACACCUCGAACAAUGGUCUGCUCGGUCUUGCUUUUAGCCAGCUUAACACGGUGCAGCCAGCUCCGCAGAAGACAUUCUUCGACAACGUCAAGUCAUCCCUCGCCGAACCCCUAUUUACUGCCGAUCUCCGCGCACAGGCAAACGGUGCUUAUGAGUUUGGUCGUGUGGAUCCGACCAAAUUCACUGGUGCGAUGACCUGGGUUCCCGUUAACACGACGGCUGGCUUCUGGCAGUUUACUAGCCAAACCUUUGCCAUCAACAAUGGCACUCCCCAGACCUCCACCGCCGGAAAUCAAGCUAUUGCUGACACCGGCACUACCCUCCUUUUGGCCGAUGCUGCCGUAGCAAAGGCUUACUAUGCACAAGUUCAGGGUGCCGUCGAUGACCAACAGCAAGGUGGAUUCACAUUCCCUUGCAACGCGAACUUACCCGACCUUCAGCUGGAUGUUGGUGGUAGCAUGGCUACCGUUAAGGGCGCCGAUAUCAACUUUACCCAAGUCGAUGAUCAGACUUGCUUCGGCGGUCUACAGGCUACAACGGCCGGCUUGCAGGUUUAUGGCGACAUCUUCUUCAAGAGCAACUUCAUCGCCUUCAACGGUGGCAACAACACUCUGGGUUUCGCGGCGCACGCCUAA
Messenger RNA from Annulohypoxylon truncatum, 1335 nucleotides. Its product is annotated as acid protease. The coding region runs from base 1 to 1335 and encodes 444 amino acids. Gene Ontology annotation, molecular function: aspartic-type endopeptidase activity. Gene Ontology annotation, biological process: proteolysis. The transcript has 2 exons. Lineage: Eukaryota; Fungi; Ascomycota; Sordariomycetes; Xylariales; Hypoxylaceae. The record is from RefSeq and is a predicted model, not a curated record.